AUGUCUUUUGCCCGUGUUGCCCGCCAGGGCGCGCGCAGCUUGCGCACCCUCGGACACAAUGAACGAACCAUUGCUUCGACCCGAACCGCCGCCCUGGCCUCUGCCCGCCUCACCCAGCCAUUCAGCACAUCUCCCGCCCAUCUCAAGAAGCGCAAGCCCGACACCCCCUCCAAGUCCUCCACGCCCGCCGCGUCCUCAUCAUCCGGCAAAAAUAAGAGCAGUCCGUCCUCCAGCAGUAGCGGCGAGUUCGACCCCCUCGACCUCGACCCCGUUUCGGCGGCCUUUGCCGAAUCCGACGCGCACUUUCAGACCCAAGUCCAGACCGUGCUGCACGGCGGCCGCUUCAACCCCUCCCACCUCGGCGCGCUGCCCGUGACCUUAAAAAGCGCCGACUCGACGACGACCGAGACGUUUCCGCUCCGCGAGCUCGCUCAGGUCGUCCCGCGCGCGGGCCGCACCGUCUCGCUGCUCAUCAACGAAAAGGCCUACGUGAAACCCAUCAUGUCGGCCGUCCAGACCAGCUCCGACUUUAAUCAGCAGCCGCAGCGGUCCGACGACAACGAGCUUGAGCUGCUGCUGCGUGUCGAAGCGGAGCGGCCGGAAGAGGUGGUGCGGCGCGUCAGAGAGGCGACGCAGGCGUGGCGUGAGCGUGUGCGGCAGGCGCGGACCAGGCAUGAAAAGCUGCUCAAGGAAGCGCGCAAGAGCGGCGCGCUGCUGCCGGACGCCUUGAAAAAGGUGGAAAAAGAGGUGCAGAAGCUGCAGGAUAAGAAGAUCAAGGAGAUUGAUGCUCUCGAGGCGCAGAGCGUCAAGCAGGUCGGCAGACACUAG
Messenger RNA from Beauveria bassiana ARSEF 2860, 828 nucleotides. RefSeq names its product ribosomal recycling factor. The transcript is spliced from 2 exons. The record is from RefSeq and is a predicted model, not a curated record. Gene Ontology annotation, cellular component: mitochondrion. Lineage: Eukaryota; Fungi; Ascomycota; Sordariomycetes; Hypocreales; Cordycipitaceae. Gene Ontology annotation, biological process: translation. Gene Ontology annotation, molecular function: ribosomal large subunit binding. Bases 1 to 828 code for a protein of 275 amino acids.